AUGAAUACACAACAAUCGUCUGGAGACAAUGCGAUUGUUGGAGGAAAAUUCAGCAGCAAUGCACAGCCACGAAAGCCUGCCAAUUUCGAUAAUACGAAAAAGUUCCAGCCGAAACAAUACAAGAAAAUAUUCACAGAAUAUGUUUCGGAUGAAGAGGCAAACGCUGGACUUUUGGAUAAAACAAUGUUCAAAGGAUCGAUAAGAAUAAAUCCGAAAAACUAUCAAGAAUGUUUUCUUGACAAUCCGAAAGGAACAAUAUUUCCUGAUGUUUUGUGUGCUGGACAAGAUCGAAAUCGAGCAAUGCAUGGAGAUAUUGUUCUAGUCAAAUAUAAAAAUCGCUUGGACUUUUUGAUAAACUUUGGAGAAUAUCUAAAAUGGUGGAAAUCAAGCCCAAAGGGAGAUCAAGGUCGAAAACCAGCAAAAAAAGAUGAAAAACGAACUCUGAAGCAAGAAAUUGAUGAAUAUAAAAUUGAUAGUGAUUCAGUUCCGGAUAAUUGCCUAAUUCCAACCGGUUCAGUGGUCCGAAUCGAAGAAAAACGACAUCAUCGUGUUGCAGCGGGAAAACUGCAAUUAAUGACCAAUAAUGCGUAUAAUGUUCUAUUUGUUUCGUCAGAUUCAAGAAUUCCUCGAAUAAUGAUACCAAGAUCAGAUGUUGAUCCUGAAUUCUUCAAUAGACCAGCCGAUUUUGAACGAUUUUUAUAUACUGCAAAAAUGACAGAUUGGAGAACUGAAUCUAUAUAUGCUGAUGGUCGUUUAGUUAAAUUACUAGGUGAAAGUGGAACUAUUGGGGUAUGUUAAGUUCUAAUUCUCUGCUAACUAUUAAAAUCUUGAAUCAUUUUUCAGCCAGAAACUGACAAAAUCAUUUUCGAAAAUCAAAUCGAUAAUCGCGAUUUCUCCGAUGGUUGUCUUGCAAGUCUUCCAAUCACAGAAGCUUCGGAAUGGAAAAUUCCAGAAGAGGAAUUCAAAUAUCGCCGAGAUUUCAGAAAUGAUAUGGUUUUCACAAUUGAUCCCAAAACUGCGCGAGAUUUAGAUGAUGCAUUAUCGAUUAAUCAUAUUGAUGAUUGUGAUGGAAAAGGAACACCUGGAUUUGAAAUUGGUAUUCAUAUUGCAGAUGUUACUUAUUUUGUGAAAGAUUUGACUGAAUUGGAUAAAUGGGCAGAGCAAAGGGGAAAUUCGACGUAUUUAGCUCAGAUGGUGAUUCCAAUGCUUCCACGAAUUCUUUGUGAACAACUUUGUUCAUUGAAUCCUGGAGUUGAUCGACUAUCAUUUUCAACUGUUGUAAAAGUCAAUUAUGAAGCUGAGGUUUGUUUUAAAAAACAGUUUAUAAGGGAUUUACAUCAGGUUGAUAAUGGCUCUGAGAAAUCGUCUCUCGUAGAACUGAAUGCGCUGAUCACGAUUUCAGAGUUCAAAAUUGCAGAACUCAAAUCCUAAUAUGUGUUGUGACGUGGCAAAGUAUGAAGCAUUUGAAAAGUCGUGACUUCAGAAGAUUAUAACAAGCUUUAAAAAUGAUUUUCAUAAAAAUCUGAUAGCGUGGCGUUGUUCAGGAUAAGUAUAGAAGUUCAUUAAGAAAUCCGAACAGAAAAGUUUGAAAUCCGCGAAAAAUAAUCUUAUAAACGGCUAAAAAAUGAAGAAAUCAAGUCAUAAAAAUAUUUUUUGCGGGUUUCAAACUUUUCUGAAAAAUUCUACGGAUUUCUUAAUGAACUUCUAUACUUAUCCUGAACAACGCUAGGCUCUCAGAUUUUCAUGAAAAUCAUUUUUGAACCAAGUUAUAACCUUCUGAAGUCCCGAUUUUUGAAAAUUUGCCACGUCAUAACUCAUAUUAGAAGUUGAGUUUUGUAAUUUUAGACAACUUGAUCGUGAUCAGCGUGUCGAGUUCUAUAAAGUACGAUUUUCUUACUUUUCGAAAGCCGUUGUUAAAAAUUAAAAAAAAAAACUGAAAAAAAGUAAUUUCCAAACGUGAAGUUUUCACGUAAUUUACAAAAAAAAACAUUAUUCAUUUCAAAAAAAUUAGAAAAAAAGCGAAAAUGCUUAAAGAAUGGAUAUUUGUACAACAAUAAUAAACAUAAUAAACAAUCGACAAACAUUUGUAAUAAUCUAGUUUUAUCUCUUUUUGACGACAAAAUGAAUUGACAGAAAAAAGAAGAAGAACUUUAUAUUUUCACUCUCAGAUCAAAGAUGUGUGGUUUGGUCGAACAAUAAUUCGAUCGCGUGUCAAACUUGCUUAUGAACAUGCUCAAGAUUUCAUCGAAAACCCGGAAAAAGAUUUCGCGCCCGAAGAAUUGCCUGAAAUAUCUGAUGGAGUUUUGCCAUAUGAGAUUAAAGAGAAGGUUCUUAUGCUUCAUCGAGUUGCUCAGAUUAUGCGAGCAAGGCGGGAAGAAAAUGGAGCACUUCGAAUUGAGCAACCGAGAUUGAAGUUUUCUGUUGAUCCAGAGACGAAGCAGCCAAUUGGAGUUAGCGUAUAUGAGGUUUAAUAUUAAAUUUUAAAAAUGAAAAUAAAAAUCUAUCUUCCAUUUUUUUUCAGAUUCGAGACUCAAACAAACUCGUCGAAGAAUUCAUGUUGCUUGCAAAUAUGGAAGUUGCUAAGAAAAUCGAAAAAGAGUUUCCAGAACACGCUUUUCUUCGAAAUCAUCCACCACCAAAGGAAAAGAAGAUGAAAGAAGCCGCGGAAUUAUGCGCGAAAAUUGGUUUUACACUUGAUGGAAAUUCAUCAUCGCUUCUCGCGAAUUCUUUCAAAAAAUAUAAUCAGAAUUCGAAGUUGCAUAUGUGUAUUAGACAGGUUAGGGGACAUUUUGGGGGUAUAUUUCACCUCCAAGAUCCGGUGGAAUAAAAUCAUGUGAAAAAUAAUUUAGGUGAUCUCAUCUAUCACAAUCAAACCAAUGCAACAAGCUAAAUACUUCUGUGUUUCGGGUCAGGAUUAUUAUCGACAUUUUGCACUCAAUGUUGAAAGGUGAAUAUUUUGGGGUUGAUUUCGUCAAGGAUCAGUGCCUAGAGAGCAUAGUUGUCAAGUGACAACGCCUUGAAAAUUCAAAUGUCAAGGAUUAUCGCCUAUAGAGUCUAGUUGUCAAGUAGCCGCGCCUUCAGAACUAGUAUGCCAAGUAGCCGCGCCUAUACAUCCUAGGUUCCAAGUAGCCGAGCCUAGAAAAUUACAUUCUCAAGUAUCAGCGCCUAGAGAGCAUAUGAAAUCAUAAUUCGCACAGAAAAAUUUUUUAGUCUGUAGUUUCAGAUUCUGAAUGUGCUAAGGUCAAAAUUUUGAUUUUUCAUAGUGAUUUCACAACUUCAAAACUUUUUGCAUUAAAAAUUCCACAUUUUCAAAGUCAAAGUUCAGAUUUUUACAUAUUUCCUCUCCAUAACCCCAAUCAAAAUUUUCCUAAAGUUUAUAAUGAGCAAUGACUUCAAUAAUGUUCAGCCUAAAGAAAAGAAAUAUUUAGGUUUUCAGACUUCCCCUUCAUAAUUUCCCCUCAAUUUUCCAGAUAUACCCAUUUCACCUCCCCAAUCCGUCGUUAUCCCGAUAUGAUUGUUCAUCGUCAACUUGCCGCAUCUCUUGGAUAUUGCUCUCCACCAUCUCAAAAUGCAGAAGAGCUUCAACAAAUCGCCAAUCAUUGUAAUGAAACAAAACUUGCAUCGAAAACAGCUUCAGAAGCAUCUUCGGAGUUGUAUUUUGGAGUUUUUGUUCAUGUAAGUUGCGGGUUAAUUUUUUGUAGCGAAGUUUUCUGUUUUCAGGCUUCGGGAAAAUUCCAAUCACAAGCUGUUGUUAUUGGCGUCAUGGAUAAAGCAUUUGAUGUGAUUAUUGUGAAUUAUGGUGUUGUUAAACGGGUUUAUUGUGAUGUGAGUUAAUUUUGAGACCUGAGAUUCAAAAAAAUUCUCGAUUUUUCCAGAAACUUAAAGCAAGUAUCAAACAAUAUGAUGAAAAUGGAGAUAAAUUGGUUUUGGAAUGGCUGGAAGAUCCAGAAGCUGAGCCAGGAAAUCGCGAGAAAUUCGAAAGUGUAGGCUUUUUUCUUUUUCAAAAUUGAGAGCUUCUGAUUUUUGUGGGCCAGAGUGAAUUUUGAUUUAAAAAAAUUAAAUUUGAUUAUUUUUUGGUGCUAAAAAUUUGGAUUUUUUUGAAAAAUAAUUUUUUUUCGGAAUUUUGGCUUCCAGAAAUCUAUUGAAUCCUGGGUUUUAGCUACGUGGAUUUUUUCUUUUUUUUUGAAAAAAAAUUCGAAUUUUUGAAAAUAAUUUUUUUCCAAAUUUUUGGCGUCACAAAUUUACAGUAACCCGACUUUUUUUCAGCCACGUGGAUUUUUUUGGUGCUAAAAAUUUGAAUUCUUGAAAAAAUAAAUUUCUGGAAUUUUGGGCGAUAUAAAUAAAUCUUUGGAAUCCUGAUUUUCAGCCACGUGGAUUUUUUGCGCAAAAAAUCCUGAAAAAUACAAUUUUUGGAAUUUUGGCUUCCAGAAAUCUAUGGAAUCUUGAUUUUCGGCCACGUGGAUUUCAAAAAAAAAUCACUAUUUCUAUCUUUCUAAUAACAAUAGUUGACCUAGACGUUUUUUUUCAGACAAUUCAAAUCUGCACAGUCGUCGAUGUCGAAAUCUAUCCACUAAAAGAAGUCGACGUCGGCGCUGUCAUUCUUCGCCCAACACUUUUACAACGUGGAAAAUAUUCGAAAACUCUUCGACAAAUGUUUGAUGAAGGAGAUAACACGCUGGAAUAA
Molecule: messenger RNA, 4684 nt
Organism: Caenorhabditis angaria
Lineage: Eukaryota; Metazoa; Nematoda; Chromadorea; Rhabditida; Rhabditidae
Source: the annotation of a GenBank genome assembly